GUCUGCCAGACCCGGUCAGCAAAAACGAUUUCCAAGUUAGCCUACCAUAACGGGGUGGUGAUAGUGAAGUGUCCCGGCUGCGGGAACCACCAUGUCAUAGCGGACAACCUCGGGUGGUUUUCAGAUCUGGAAGGCAGGAGGAAUAUCGAGGAAAUCCUGGCAGCCAAAGGGGAGAAAGUGAGACGUGUGGCUGGCGAGGAAGCUUUGGAACUGCUUCUGGAAAGCUCGGCAGAUACCGGGUCUCAAGGUCAGCUCGUGGAGGGAGAAAGUGGGGACGCCCCCCCAGAGACUGGCAGCAAGGGACAGACCUGA
Molecule: messenger RNA, 312 nt
Organism: Phaethon lepturus (White-tailed tropicbird)
Lineage: Eukaryota; Metazoa; Chordata; Aves; Phaethontiformes; Phaethontidae
Gene: DNLZ
Product: DNL-type zinc finger
Exons: 2
Biological process (GO): protein stabilization; protein folding; protein import into mitochondrial matrix
Cellular component (GO): mitochondrion
Molecular function (GO): protein-folding chaperone binding; zinc ion binding
Source: RefSeq, a predicted model, not a curated record